Molecule: messenger RNA, 1298 nt
Organism: Ornithodoros turicata
Lineage: Eukaryota; Metazoa; Arthropoda; Arachnida; Ixodida; Argasidae
Gene: mRRF1
Product: ribosome-recycling factor, mitochondrial-like
Exons: 9
Coding region: 278-1042 (254 amino acids)
Biological process (GO): translation
Cellular component (GO): mitochondrion
Molecular function (GO): ribosomal large subunit binding
Source: RefSeq, a predicted model, not a curated record
AUGGAGCCCUAUAUAUAAUGAACACCAUGUGCCCUGUGUCUUUCACAUCUGAAGAAAUGUAGUUUGCUACCUUUUCACCAAAUGUAAGAGUAAAACCAGUAAAACGUACAGCUCAAGAUCGGGUGUCGAAAGUCAACCCUGUGAGAAAAAUCCACUACAAUCCAACUUGAUGCGUGCAUGGUGUCUGUGUUGAAUUCCGAAUCUGAAUAAGAAGAACAGAACUACACAACAUUUAAUAUUGCACAAAUACCUGGCCACUGUCAGACAUUUCGACAAGAUGAAUCUGCGAUUGUCGCGUCGACUGUUGUUCUGCCUACGCAUGCAUAAGUUGCCCAAAGCCUGCUUUGACGUUCGACAAACUCCAUUUCUUUGUGCUGUUACAAACGAGACUUCACUGGUUCGCCUCUACGCCAAGGGAGCAAAUCGUCCAAAGCACUCCUCUAAAGAGGGCAAACCGAAGGUUGAUCUCACAGAUGAGGAGCUCAUGGAAGUGGUUCGUAUUCACCACUUUCGAGGGGACCUACAAAAGGCGCUGCGAAGACUGCAGGAUACCUAUGCAAAACACCUGUCACUACAAGCUGCAGCUGGAAGCUUAGAUACUAUUAAGGUAACUGUCGGAGGACAAGAAUAUACACUGACUGAAACAGCUCAGAUUUCGAAGAAGAACCCGCAGCUAAUCGUUUUAAACAUGGCUGGCUUCCCUGAUGCUAUAAAGCCAGUGCUGAUGGCAAUACAAGAGUCUGGGUUAAACAUCUCAACACAGCAAGAUGGUACAACAGUAUACCUCCAUUUGCCAAAGAUGACGAAAGAACAUAGAGAGAAUUUGAGCAAAAAUGCAAAAGCACUGUUCACUAAAACAAAAGAAGAGGUACUCGCUAGUGAACGCAAGUACGCCAAGGAAAUUCAAAAGAACAAGCAAGGAGUUUCCGAAGAUACGGUCUAUAACGCAACUCUACAGGUCAAAGCAGAAGCCGAGAACACUAUCUCUCAAGCCGAAACGAUGAUGAAGACAAAGCAAAAAGAGUUGCUCGGAGAAAAGUAGACAUACUUUAUAUGAAUUGAAUGAAGCAGUGAGGGUGCAUGCAACAACACUGCCUUGGUAGAGAAAACGUAGGGGCAAAGCCAAAGGUCUUGGAUGCUGGGAUGUGUUCUUCUCGCUCUUGUGAACAACAUUUCCGUGGAUCACAACGCAGGAUCCUAGAAAGCACAUUACGUCUUUAAAGCCCACAUAGCUUGGAGCUAUUGUAUAAAUGUUCUUGCGGAACAUGUAAAAUAAAAGCUGAAAACUUUUGGGCACA